AUGUUAUUCCCAUUUGGUGGUCCAGAUAUACUAAACACCAUAUCAUGUUACGGUUACAUAUUCUUCUUAUUUCUAAAUGCUGUUAAAAUGGACUUGACCUUAAUAACAAAAACAGGCAAAAAAGCUUGGGUAAUUGCACUUCUAUCAUUUAUCGGAACCUCCGUAAUUAGCAUUAUCUUCUUUGUUUUUACCCACAAUAUUUGGUUAAGUCUAAUUGGCGAGGAAGAAACAUUUGGUUUACCCCUUGUCUUUAUGGCUCAUAGCGGUUGUUCUUUCGCGGUCAUUGCUUCUUUCCUAAGUGACCUUGGAAUCCUCAACUCCGAACUUGGCCGCCUUGCAUUGUCAUCGGCUUUCCUGAUCGACAUCUCAAAAAAUGUCUUGGCAGGUAUAGGAACCGCCAUUGUGGGUGCCAUUGAGGGAGGAUUGUUAAUGGCUGUUAAAAACUUAUUUCAAUUCUUUUUUUUCCUCGUGGGGAUUCCGUUAAUCGGGCGACCAAUAAUGAUGUUGAUGGUGAAAAACACACCAGAAGGAAAACCAAUUAACAAGAUAUACAUACACUUCAUUGUGUUUGCAUUAUUCAUGUUAGGUAUAUUAGCUGGAAAAUUCAACCAACCUUUUUUUGCAGGUGCCAUUGUAUUAGGCCUUGCAGUUCCUGAAGGACCACCAUUAGGGUCAGAGUUGGUUAAUCAAUUUGACUUGUUCUCUACAUGGAUUCUCACACCCAUUUUUGUGACUUGUUGUGUGAUGAAAGUGAAUCUAACUAUGUGUGGACCUCCUAUCCUUAUUGUUGUUAUCUUUGGAUUCAUCAUUUUGGUGCAUACUAUUAAGCUAUUUCAGUGUUUCAUUGUUUGCAAAUAUUGCAAUAUGCCUUCAAGUGAUGGUCUUUGUCUUGCUCUCAUUUUGAGUUGCAAAGGUGUCAUUGAUACUUGCUCCUUCGUUCUUAUCUACGACGGAAUCAGACGAUCUCAAAAAGCAAUAGGUGCUAUGGUAAUAUCAACCUUAAUCUUGGCAACAAUCUCAAGAGUAGGAGUGAAAUUAUUAUACGACCCAUCGAGAAAAUAUGCAGGGUAUCAAAAGAGAAACAUAAUGAAUCUGAAACAAAACACCGAGCUUCGGUUAGUUGCAGUUGUACACAGAGCAAUUCACAUGGUUCACAUUAAGGAUUUCUUAAACCUUUGUUCUCCCGCGCCAGACAAUGCACUCGUUGCAGACGUGUUAUAUUUGAUGGAAUUAAUUGGAAGAACAACACCCAUUUUCAUAUCACAUCGUCUCCAGCAAAGAAAACGAUCCACACAAAACUACUCGAUAGAGUUAGUUGUUACAUUUGACCUUUUCGAGCGUGACCAUGCUGGUUCAGCAACAGCUAACACAUACACAUCAAUAUCACCGACAACAUCUAUGCCCGAAGAUGUUUGUUACCUUGCAUUAGAUAAAAAUGCAGCUAUUAUAAUUCUACCAUUCCACAUAAGAUGGUUAAAAAAUGGUUCAAUUGAAUCAGAAGACAACAGUGUAAGAUCAUUGAAUUUAAAGGUUUUGGAAAGAGCACCUUGUUCAGUUGGGAUUUUGGUUGACCGUGGUUCGACAACCAACAUUUCACAAGUUUAUAAAGUAGCUAUGAUUUUCCUCGGUGGGCCGGAUGAUAGAGAAGCUUUCUGUUUAGCUAAAAGGUUUUCUAAAAAUUUGGACAACACUUUGUUUGUUUAUAGAUUGCUUUCUUGUGAACACAAUUCAACGGGUUGGGAGGAAAUGAUCGAUGAUGAGGAGUUAAGGGAAGUGCGCGGAGCUUAUGUUAGACAUGAAAAUGUCAAGUAUGAACAAAAAACUAUAGAGGAUGCAUCUCAAACAACUAGUUUUAUAAAGGAAAUAGCCAAUAAAUUUGAUUUUAUUAUAGUUGGGAGACGUAAUGGACUUAAAUCUCCGCAAACUUUUGGUUUAGAAAAUUGGACUGAAUAUCCUGAAUUAGGCGUAAUUGGUGAUUUGCUAGCUUCGCGAGAUAUGGAAUGUAAAGCUUCAAUUUUAGUUGUGCAACAACAACAACAAGUAAACAAGUCCAUUACCUCUAAAUGA
This is a messenger RNA of Trifolium pratense (red clover), 2067 nucleotides long. RefSeq names its product cation/H(+) antiporter 4-like. Gene Ontology annotation, biological process: proton transmembrane transport; regulation of pH. The record is from RefSeq and is a predicted model, not a curated record. The transcript has 2 exons. Bases 1 to 2067 code for a protein of 688 amino acids. Gene Ontology annotation, molecular function: antiporter activity. Lineage: Eukaryota; Viridiplantae; Streptophyta; Magnoliopsida; Fabales; Fabaceae. Gene Ontology annotation, cellular component: membrane; endomembrane system.